CAUUCCUUCUUCCCGAUCCACGGAGCAGCCGUGGACUUGAAGUCAGCAGAUCCGGAUCUAGUCCAGCUGUGCCUCGCACUCUGUGACCUUGGGCAAAUACAACUCUGGGACUCACUCUCUUCGUCUCUAGUUGCUCCGUCCGUCUUAGGACAUCAAGUUCAGCAGCGCCCAAGUCAUUGGAUUCACCUGUGAUGAAAUGGGGGCCAACCAGUCCGUGGGUUUUCCACCUGUCACAGGACCCCACCUCGUAGGCUGCGGGGAUGUGAUGGAGGGUCAGAGUCUCCAGGGGAGCUUCUUUCGACUCUUCUACCCCUGCCAAGAGGCAGAGGAGACCACGGAGCAGCCCCUGUGGAUUCCUCGCUAUGAGUACUGCACCGGCCUGGCCGACUACCUGCAGUUUAAUAAGCGCUGGGGGGGGCUGCUGUUCAGCCUGGCUGUGGGAUCUUGCCGCCUGCCUGUUAGCUGGAAUGGCCCAUUUAAGACAAAGGACUCUGGAUACCCCUUGAUCAUCUUCUCCCAUGGCCUGGGAGCCUUCAGGACAUUGUAUUCAGCCUUCUGCAUGGAGCUGGCCUCCCGUGGCUUUGUGGUUGCCGUGCCGGAGCACAGGGACCAGUCAGCUGCAACCACCUAUUUCUGCAAGCAGGCCCCAGAGAACCAGCCCACCAACGAGUCGCUGGAGGAGGAAUGGAUCCCUUACCGUCGAGUUGAGGAAGGGGAGAAGGAAUUCCAUGUUCGGAAUCCCCAGGUGCAUCAGCGAGUAAACGAGUGUGUGCGGGUGUUGAGAAUCCUGCAAAAGGCCACUGCUGGGCAGACCGUCCUCAACAUCUUGCCUGGUGGGUUGGAUCUGAUGACCUUGAAGGGCAGCAUCGAUAUGAGCCGCGUGGCUGUGAUGGGACAUUCAUUUGGGGGGGCCACAGCUAUUCUGGCUUUGGCCAAGGAGACCCAAUUUCGGUGUGCUGUGGCUCUAGAUGCUUGGAUGUUUCCUCUGGAACGUGACUUUUACCCCAAUGCCCGAGGCCCCAUGUUCUUUAUCAAUGCUGAGAAGUUCCAGACAGUGGAGAGUGUCAAUUUGAUGAAGAAGAUAUGUGCCCAGCAUGAACAGUCCAGGAUCGUCACUGUCCUUGGUUCUGUUCAUCGGAGUCAAACUGACUUUGCUUUUGUGACUGGCAACUUGAUCGGUAAAUUCUUCUCCACUCAGACCCGUGGGAGCCUGGACCCCUACAAAGGGCAGGAGGUUGUGGUGCGGGCCAUGCUGGCCUUCCUGCAGAAGCACCUGGAUCUGCAAGAGAACUAUGAUCAAUGGAACAAUCUCGUUGAGGGCAUUGGACCGUCACUCACGCCAGGGGCCCCACACCAUCUGUCCAGCCUGUAGGCACAGCUGGCCAUUUGUAAAAGGUCACUUGAGCUGAGUUUCCAUCUGCGGGCUGCCCAGGGGCACCUCAAACCUCCUAUCAAGAAGUGGUCAACAUGACACUUUUUCACAGAUUAAGAGGAUAUAAUCACACUGUUGAUUGAAUAACUGGGUACUUUGAUCUUGCACUUGUUGAUCUUAAACUCACGUUGGAACUGGAAUCACGUACUGAUCGAUGAACUGACUUUCUGGGACUUGAGCCCCGAGGGUAUGGGGAAUUAGCAGUGGGGCGGAGCUGGGGGACCCAGGCGGGGGCUGAGCCUUGUGAAGCCUACAGGUUGAACGAGCCGACGCCCUCAUGUCAGGCCAGGGUUGCCUCUUUAGUGGAAGAGAUGGAGCCAGAGGAUGGAGCGAAAAUCCCACCCUUCAGGGACUCUGGCCCAGCCCAGUACGGUCUCUUCCUACCUCUCCACCUUCUGCCUCCCCAGGGCCCCUGGGUGGAGCGUGAGCGCUCUAGGUGGCUCUCUAGGAUAUGCACCAUUAUCAGAUUUUCUAUUUAUUUUCAAGUCUUCCAAUCACACGAAAUGUAAUGCUACUUAGUGAGUACUAAGUUAUACUUGUGAGCCCACGGGGGGCAGACAGCAUGGCUUGCAGGACGGAGAGAGAAGCUGGGGUACAAAGGGGUAUCUCAGAAGCUCUGGAUGUCUUUGGGGCUUUGCUAAAAAUGUGUCUUGACAGGAAACAACACAAGUAGGUUAAGAUGGGGAAGACAGAGUAACAGUGUCAAACAGCCGUUUGUACAGGCCCUUGCCACAAGAGGGUGGUAGUUUGGUCAGUUAAAACCUAGGAAGCCGCUCCUAGAGAGGUCUAGGAACACCUUGGUCUUGCCUCUUACGUCGGAUGCUAGGAACUUCCAACUUGCUCAGAAUCAGGGUGUUUUAGUUGUUUUCUGACUCUGAGGUCCUUAUCCCAAAUUUAAGUCAGGAUACAGACCGGAUUUCCAUUCUGUUGCAUUUAUAAUAUGAAUGAUGUUAAUACUCAUGUUUGCCUAAGGUUACAUUGGAAUAUUCUGUCUAUUAAAUCUGCAAUAGAACAAGA
Lemur catta (Ring-tailed lemur) is the source of this 2449-nucleotide messenger RNA. It is a transcript of the gene PAFAH2, whose product is annotated as platelet activating factor acetylhydrolase 2. The record is from RefSeq and is a predicted model, not a curated record. The transcript is spliced from 11 exons. NCBI's taxonomy places the organism in Eukaryota, Metazoa, Chordata, Mammalia, Primates, Lemuridae. The coding region runs from base 197 to 1372 and encodes 391 amino acids. Gene Ontology annotation, molecular function: 1-alkyl-2-acetylglycerophosphocholine esterase activity.